CCAGUGGCCGGCUGUGUUCGGAGGCGCGCGACGUCGUUACAAAUUCGCGAGUAGGUAUUUUCGUACACAAAUAAGUGUUUUAAAAAUAAUUUAAUUUGUCUGUUGUGGAGUCGUUCGACUAUGAUUUUGAUCAGAAUAGAGCAGGGGAAAUCGGAAUAAUAAUUAAGUAUAUUUUGUGAAAUGAAAUUACUGAUUUAAAAAAAAUAUGUUGCAACGGACUAUAAUAUUUGCGUAAAAUAAUUCAUCGUGAAAAGUAAAAAUUGAACGUGGCUCAGGAUCAGCAAAAGAUGUCGCUGGUGGCGCCUAGGAGAGUGCAGUUGGAUUGGACCAAUUCAAUACCAUGGGAGCAGGCUGGCUGUGAUCGUGAGCCGUACGCGGACGUCGCGCGGCAUCUCUCGCAUCAAUCAAAGUCCUCCUCUUCGUCGGCCGACACAGCCUCACAAGGUUCCGGUUCAGCAGAGCAGCCUAAAUUACGCAAAUAUGAACCGCCGAAACAGGAGCGUCGCGCGGAGGUCUGUCCGGCGCGAGUGCAGCCCAACCCGCUGUUGAGAUCGCGGACCCUUCCUAACUUCGGCGGCAAGUGCUCCCGCGAAGGCUCGCGUUGUGACACGUCCCGUCGCGCGCAUCACAUCACCAUGGCGACCGAAGACCUGCUGCAGCCGGGGCACAUCGUCAAGGAGAGGUGGAAGGUGAUGAAGAAGAUAGGCGGCGGCGGCUUCGGCGAGAUCUACGAAGGUCUGGACCUGGUGACGCAGGAGCAGGUGGCCCUGAAGGUGGAGUCGGCCAGGCAAGCCAAGCAGGUGCUCAAGAUGGAGGUGGCCGUUCUCAAGAAGCUGCAGGGCAAAGAGCACGUGUGCCGCUUCAUCGGCUGCGGAAGGAACGCUCGCUUCAACUACGUGGUGAUGCAGCUGCAGGGCCGCAACUUGGCCGAGCUGAGGCGGGCUCAGCCCAGGGGCGCCUUCUCCCUGUCCACGACCCUCAGGCUCGGCCUCCAAAUACUCAAGGCGAUAGACUCCAUUCAUUCGGUGGGCUUCUUGCAUCGGGACAUCAAGCCGAGCAACUUCAGCAUCGGGCGCCACCCCUCCAACUGCCGGCGCGUCUACAUGCUGGACUUCGGGCUGGCUCGCCAGUACACCACCGGCACGGGGGCCGUCAGGCCUCCCAGGGCCGCGGCCGGAUUCAGAGGCACGGUCCGGUACGCCUCCAUAAACGCCCACAAGAACAAGGAGAUGGGCAGACACGACGACCUCUGGUCGCUCUUCUACAUGCUGGUCGAGUUCGUCAACGGCCAACUGCCCUGGAGGAAGAUCAAGGACAAGGAACAGGUCGGCCUCAUGAAGGAGAAGUACGACCACCGUCUUCUGCUGAAGCAUCUUCCGUCAGAACUGCGACAGUUCCUGGAACACGUGCAGAGUCUGGAGUACGCGGACGCCCCGGAUUACGGGAUGCUGGCCGCUCUUUUGGAGAGAUGCUGCAAGAGACGCGGCAUCAAGGAUACCGAUCCCUACGAUUGGGAGAAAGACAGUGUUCCCGCUCGCGCCCGAGUCCCUCUCCAGGCCGCUCCAGAAUUACCGCUGCAGCCAGACGUCCCGGACAGGACGUCUCGUCGGCGCGAGCCAGAUGCGACGACGGCGGCGGCGACCGACACUCAAAGCAACCUGAGAACGUCGCCGAGACAUGCGCAUGCGCACCUCAACGGAUACUCCGCCACCGUGGAGAAAGUGGAGAGGGAGAAAGAGAAGGAGCCGGAGCCGAAGACCACUCCGGCGCCUUCCCCCGACAGGCACGUCAAGGAGACCUCCACCUCGGCCCUGGCCAGCAACACGCCCGGGCGCCCCGAGAGGCAGAGCGUGCCGCCCUGCAAGCCUCGGCCCAACGCCACGGGUGCUCCGACCUUGGCCCGCCUGCGAGUCGUCACGGCUCCGCCCACCUGCGUCCAAGAGUUGGCUCAAGCCUCGCCUUCGAUCACCGGUAACGACAGCCUCCCCCGCGUCUCCGGCGUUCGGUUGUCUCGCGAGACGAGCAGCCCGCGGGCGGCGGCGGACGUGGACAGCGUGCACUCGGACACGCACUUCAAGCGAGGUCGUCGCGGCGGACGUCCGACUCGCGCGGAGCAGAGCGUGACGCAGUGCGCCGUGAUGGAGGACGAGAACGCGUCGCAGGCCGUCACGCGAGGGGCGGCGCUCACGCUCGUCUCGCUCUGGAAGUCGCAGUUCGACGACUCCUCGGAGACCACCGACAACGACUGGAAGCACGAGCACGCGCAGUCCCCGGAACACCGUCAACGGGCUUCGGCGGUGUCCUCCUCGAGCAAGGAGCCUCGCACUCAACCGCCGCUGACCCACACGUCGCAGCAUCACACCCACACGCAGCCCACUCUGCUUUCGCAGCCGACGCAGAUAAACGUGGUGGUGCCCGGUAUCAAGGAGCCCGUCGAGCCCUCUCCGGGUCCGCAGGUCGAGAAGGAAAAGCCAGGGCGAGCGCAGACGACGGAGAGAGCGGAGAAGGGGCGGAGUCGGUGCUGCCUGCACAGCGCGGGGGUGGAGAAUUUCCCCAAGGUCGUCCCGCUCCUGCCUCGCAGCUGGUCCUUGCCUGCCAUCGGCUCGCACGUCCGCGACAUCCGGCCUCCUCUGCUGCAGCAGGCGUCCUUCGACGACGGCACCGGCGCGGCCCUGCGGUACCGGCUCGACGUCAUGCGGGGCGUCGCCGCGAGGCUGGAGCCCCACGAGCCCUCGCCUCGGCGGAUCGUCCGCCGCGGGAGUUUGCCGGUCAGAUGGGUGUUUCCAGUCGUAGAAUCGGACGCGUCGAGGGACGGCCGCGGCUUCCAUUUGAAAGACCUCGAUCGGUUCCAGAGCUUGUCGAAUUCGGGCGGCUGCGAGGCUCCGGCGGCGGCGCCCCGAGAGGCCACCGUCUCCAGCCGCCUCGAGAUCAGGGUUCGCCGCGACGACGACGCCUCGCCCCUGCACUCCGCGGUGCGCAUCCAGUCGGUGGUGGUCGGAGCCAACGAGGAGGCCUCCGUGUACUACGACGCCACGGACAGACAUCGCGACAAACGGUCUUCCACUCGCAGCGCGGAGAAGAGCCGCAGCGGAACGGAGAGGCCGCGACCGGAUCUGCCCGACAGGAGCGGUUCCAUGCGACGCGACGCGAGCGGCGCAGGCGACGGAUCCAGUCUCAGAGACCGAUCGGCGGGCAGCGGCUCUCGUAUUCCGGUGGCAGCGGGAGGUCACCGGUUGGCCAAGUGCGCUUCUUGGAGUGGAGAUAGAGAUCCGCCCCCGCCCGCCGUCGACGACCUCACGCCCGCCUUGCGCCGGCGCAGACAGAACUCCGAUAAAUAUGCGAUGGAUCCCGCCCGGGAACUGAACCUGAGAUUCGCGAGACCGAGACAUCGGCCCGUCGCGCAGCCGCCCGCCAAAGCGGAGUCCAGCCGGUCGGGCUCCUCGUCAUCGGGCUCCCCCCCUCCCGCGGGGAGCGCCCCGGCGCCGCCGCCGCCCGCGCCCCCUCCCGCCGCACCGCCCCACAACGCCGCCAGGGCCAGACGAUUCCGACCGCUCUCCAUCGCGCCCUAGCUCAGAGCGGAAGAGCAAGUCUGACAGCAGUGAACGCGUGUUCGACCUCAAAUGAACGUACGUACGGCACAGAUGCCGAGUAAAAUGUGCUGAAACUGAGCGAGCCUGGGACACAAUAUGCCGUCAAAUAAACGAAUGGAAACCUAAACACGCGUACUUCUAUAAAUUAAGCAUUUUCAAAAAAAAAACCAAUUCAAAUGUGUUAAUUUGAACCUUGCAUCCAUCUGUUUUAUGAAAACAGUGUAAACUCUAAUUGGCGACGCUUAAGAGUGCAUUUCCUGGCUUUUAGAGAUUAUUAUUUGGUAAGAAUAACGUUAAGAUUAUGCUUUCUUGGUGCAAAGUGGUUCACGAUGAGCUGCAACCGUGCCGCGGAGCUUGCACUCUUUAGAAACCUCCUGAAUAUCACUCUCUGAAUAUCACUGACUCCGUGGAAUUCAUGUUUCUUGUCAAAGUCGUACAUUUAAUGAACCGUACAAUGUGUUCGUAAAGAUCACUAGUCCUCAUUUUGCUCAUUUGGUUCGUUUAGACCAUCCUUUGUAUUUAUUUAGCUUACACGAUAAGUUAAUUUGUGACGCAUUGUGCGGUUCCAAUCGCUGAUCGAGAUCCUUUCGGUGGAUUCGUUCGGUUCCUUGAGCUUCGUUUAAUAUGAAAUAAUUAAAUGUUAAAAAAAAAUUAAAACGGUGCAUGCACUAUCUUUAAAAGUAAAAAAAUUGUCAUUUCACUAAUAAUUAAAAGUUUAAUAAUUGUAAAUUAUUCGUCUUGUGUAUUUAAGCUUUACUUCGCCGUUCGUGCGACCGUCGAAUGUGUUCUCUUUCAUCGUGUGUAGAUCCUUCAAUCUUAAUGAAAGUUUCGAACUGAUUAUUUUAUUGUUAGUAAUUUAUUAGAUUUCUACUUUAAGCCCCGAAGCUCAUUUAUUUAGUUUAUUAGUUUAAUAUAAGGCUGGCCUUUAAUAUAAGUGUCGGUGUGGAAGCGUGUGCUACGUCCUCGAAGCCAGGAAAACUCAUCGCUGGCAACGAUGGCUUUGGUUGGCCAGCCGUGUCGCUUGCAUAGGAUAUGAUGGAAGGACGCUUUCGUGUUAUUUUCGGAGACAUUUUUAAUCUAUUAUCAUUAGAGUCGCUUAAGGAGGAGAGUGUUGCGCCAUAUCGAGAUAGUAGUUUCAGUUGUGUAUAAAUAUAUAUUAAUAAAGUCAUCCUGGUAUAUAUAUACAAUUAGAUGUUACUGAAUUAUGAUCAGAGAUAAUUAAGUACGUUUAAAUUUCAGAUUAAGAAACAAAGGCAGGUGUUCUGAUCAAUCGCAAUGAUGCGUCGAAUUGUUUCAUUUAAAUUAUUUAAACAGCGCUUGACUCUAAGGGUCUGUUUAUUACGUUGUUCAAUUUGCCUUUGUUUUAAAUACAUAGUUAUAUAUCUUGAUGCUCUAAUAAUAUCUUACAUUGACAUUUAGCUCGGGAGAAUUAAUAAAACAGUAACAGAUAUUGAGCCACUCGCUUAUUUGGCCCGAUGAGGCCGAGAGACAUUCGAAGCUAAGUAAACGGAUAAGUUUUAGUUUUUUUAUUGGUAUUAAAUGAGUUUUGAAUGUCAAAGCUACGAGUGAUGAAUCGUGUGAAGAGCGCAUUAAGUACGACGGUUGUGUCCAUUGACUUGGAUGCUCUCGUGUGAGAUAUCUCAUUUGAGAUAAUUUAGAUAUAACCUGGUGUUGUAAGAAAGUGGGCACAAUACUAUUGUAAGAAACGGAUAUGGAUCGGACAGAACGACAUUUAGUUACGUAUGUGUUGAAUGUAAUGAUUUAGCAGCUCUCUGAAAUCUAUAUCUAUUUGAAAAUGAAAAGAUGGUGAGAGAUGAAUUGCUUGUCAUAUAAAUCUUAUGAAAAGGUUAUAGGCCCGUUUAUUUUUUAGAGACCGAUGGUCUUAAAUCUCUCGACGUGAGUCGUAUUCUACAUUUUUAAUAUUCUUUUCAUCGUUUUAUAUGUUAGUGUUGCACGCGAAUCUCGUCGAUAUGCGUUUCAUGUCUUCAGGAGACAUUAAAAAACGUGACUUUUUAAUUAAGUCUAUAUCUUCGAACUAUAUACAUAUUAUGUAUAAAUAUAUAACUAUGUUGUUAUGUAGACGCCAUUCGACUCUAGUCUCUGCUGCUUAGUUUAGUAACUUAUGUAACAAAACUGUAGAAUUAAGAUUUAUUGGUAAUUUCGAGCGGUGUGCAACUCGACUGCGAUGUUGCAGCUAUCAGUGGUGGUGGACAGUUGUCAGCUGCGAGUGAGAGUAGUCCAAAUUGUUUGGCCGCGGGCCCCACAGUACAUUCUAGUCUACGAACAGCUUCCGUCUCAUAGUUAUAUUGAGGACAGAUAAAUAAAAUUGAGACAAUUAUUUUUGACAGAUAAAAAAUUAUGUAUAAAGUUGUUGUUAUAUACUUAAGCCCUUUUAAUGGAUAAAGUUGCGGCUAAAAAGUCGCUGACGCGAUCCGAAGUCGGAGGUGCACGCUCGGUUACGUUUUGUUUUGCGAUUUUUUUAUAUUUAUCAAAAUAUGCACAAUGACAUUUAAAUUAAAGGUAUUUGCCCUUUA
Molecule: messenger RNA, 6124 nt
Organism: Pieris rapae (cabbage white)
Lineage: Eukaryota; Metazoa; Arthropoda; Insecta; Lepidoptera; Pieridae
Gene: Asator
Product: tau-tubulin kinase homolog Asator
Exons: 29
Coding region: 288-3569 (1093 amino acids)
Biological process (GO): signal transduction; peptidyl-serine phosphorylation
Cellular component (GO): cytoplasm; nucleus
Molecular function (GO): ATP binding; protein serine/threonine kinase activity
Source: RefSeq, a predicted model, not a curated record